Polyodon spathula (Mississippi paddlefish) is the source of this 4848-nucleotide messenger RNA. Its product is annotated as E3 ubiquitin-protein ligase RNF34-like. Lineage: Eukaryota; Metazoa; Chordata; Actinopteri; Acipenseriformes; Polyodontidae. Gene Ontology annotation, cellular component: plasma membrane; cytoplasm. The record is from RefSeq and is a predicted model, not a curated record. Gene Ontology annotation, biological process: negative regulation of extrinsic apoptotic signaling pathway via death domain receptors; proteasome-mediated ubiquitin-dependent protein catabolic process; protein K48-linked ubiquitination. The coding region runs from base 93 to 1232 and encodes 379 amino acids. The transcript is spliced from 8 exons. Gene Ontology annotation, molecular function: ubiquitin protein ligase activity.
GGCGUGAGGGGCGACGUCAACGUAAUGAAGUGAUUCCUGGUGCUGAUAAUGGUCAGUCCUUUAUUUUUAGGUAUCAUUUACAACUGGGAGUCAUGAAGGCUGGGGCCUCGUCCAUGUGGGCUUCAUGUUGUGGUCUGCUGAAUGAAGUGAUGGGUACGGGAGUAGUGCGCGGCCAGCAGCCAGGGUUUGGUGCAGGAGCCGGUCCCUUCAGAUUUGCCCCCAAUGCUGGGUAUUCAACCUACCCCCCGCCUUCAUCAGGAAACACUAGUCUCGUCUGCAAAGCCUGCGGAGUAGACUUUUCUGUGUUCAGGAAAAAGCAUGUUUGCUGUGAUUGCAAGAAGAACUUUUGCUCUCUCUGCUCAGCCCUGCAAGAAAACCUUCGGAGAUGUUACACGUGUAAUGUGCUGAAAGAAACCACAUUCCAGAGGCCACAGCUAAUGAGACUGAAAGUAAGAGACCUGCGGCAGUAUCUAAUGCUGAGGAAUGUAUCGACAGAGACGUGUCGCGAGAAAGAGGACUUGGUGGACCUUGUGUUGUUCCAUCAUGGAGCCGAUGCAGAAGACAACUUGGACACAAGUAGUAUACGUUCAUCCAGGUCUGUGCUCGCCACGCCGCAUUCUAUAUUGCAGUCGGCUCCGUCCCAGUCCUCGCUGUCUGCCUCUCCAGGAGAUCUGCUCAGUCGGAGGGGAAGCUCAGGAACAGCAAAUCAGGAACAUGGCGAUGGAGCAUCUCUGUUGAAUCUGGAGUCAAAUGAAAAUGUAGAACCGCAGGCUACUCUGCUGUCUAGAAAGCGGGCAAGGGCCUCUCUCUCAGACAUAUCCACCAUGGAGGACAUCGAAGGACUGAACGUCCGGCAGCUCAAAGAGAUCCUUGCUCGAUAUUUCGUGAACUAUUCAGGGUGCUGUGAAAAGUGGGAGCUGGUGGAGCGAGUCAACAGACUGUACAGAGAGACUGAAGAAAACCGGAAGUCGUUGGAAAAUGUGGAGAACGGUAAAACUGCAGUGGUGAUGUCACACCCUCAGCCUAUCUGCAGUGGUGGAAAUGGAGACGGUGAGAAGAUGCACUCAAGCAGCGAUGACAACCUGUGCAGGAUCUGUAUGGAUGCUGCGAUUGACUGUGUACUCCUGGAGUGUGGCCACAUGGUCACCUGUACCAAAUGUGGAAAGAGAAUGAGUGAAUGCCCCAUCUGUCGCCAGUAUGUAGUGCGGGCAGUGCACGUUUUCAAGUCGUGACAUUGGAGAGGGGAGGCGGGAGGCUAAACAUAUUUAGGUUGCUGACAUUCACGUCAUCUCUCAUUUUUGUGAUGUUAUUAAAGGUCUACCCGCUAUUUAAUUCAUCCCUAUUUGGUGCCCUCUCAAGAGCUGGCCAAAUGGAUUUGUGUGACGAGUGGAUGAUUUGAGAACUGGGAAGUAGCGAAUGCCUACAGUCUAUAUCAGAAGCUUCAACGGAUUUGUGUUUUGAUACCCUCUUCAGUUAAGUGAAUGCGAUGUUUUAUAAUGCAAGUCCCUGUUCUACACACUUCUAUUUUCUUUUCUUUGUCCCUUUAGAAUAAUCCGGCUUCAAUGAAAAUUACAGAAAGUAUCGUUCUGACUUCAUGGAGUCGGUCAGUGCAGUCAUUUUUAAUUUUACUGUUCAGUUCCUUGUCGACGACAUUGUGGUUUUUAAAGUUUGACACACAUGACAAUUUAAUUAAAUUCAGUUGCUGUGACAACACUGAGGAAUUUUUAAAAAUGCUAUUUUAUUAUACAGUAUAUCUGUAUAUUUUAAUUGAGGUAAUUAAAUACCCUGUAAUCGUAGCACCGUGAAGGCCUGACUUCAGCUUCAGGGAAUACUUCAGCUACAAUUUGAGAAAUGGCUCUGCUAAUAUAUAUAUAUAAUUUUUUUUUUUUUUUUUUCUAAAGGAUUGCAUUUCAUGACUAUUUGGGUCUGUGCAUUGCGAGCGAUUUGAGGGUUUGGAAAUCUGUGGUAAUGUACACUUGAGUGUUGGUCUGUCUUAAAUUCCACUUGCUUAGAGAGAGGUUAUUCUGAAUACUUUUACCAUGUAUAUGUAGUGACAUUUUUAAUAACGAUCAUGCGUUUGAAAGUGCAGUAUGUUGAGUGAUCCCUUCACCUGAACAUACUGGGGAACAAGUUAGCUUUAUAUGAAUACCAUGUGGCCAUAUAGUAUAUCUCAAUUCUACCAACAAAGCCAGUAUCCAUCCUUUAUUGAUUUUUCUGCUUUGGAUCUCUAGACACAGCAUAUGGUUCCUCAAAUGGGCUUUUAAUCCGAAGCAACACAGGGACUGUGAUCGUGUCCGAAGCAACACAGGGAUUUCCAAAUUCAUAUUCUUUUAGAAAUGGUGCAGAAACAAAAUAAGGACAGAUUUAACUUUCAUAUCGCUAACCUAAAAUGUAUAUAUCUUUGUUUUGAAUGUUUAAUAUCAAAUUUUUAAAUAUCAUUGUAAGAAAUUGUAAAACUGUGUGUAAAAUGAUUGAAAUAUUAAGCUUGUUUGGCGACAGAUGAUUGAAUCUAUAAAACAGAAGAUGGUAGAAUGCUUGUUUCCUGCUACCUGUCCUUUUCAUAAGCACUGUCAGGAAUUAUCCUUAGAGAUAUACAUUCUGGUGAGCUGUGGGUGUUUGUCCCUAAAUGAUUUCUUACUUGCAGCCUUCAGUUGAUGUAGUGUAACACUUAGAAUUGAAAACACCACUGAGUACUCUUCAAUUCUAAGUAAAACAUGCUUCUGUAUCUCCUUGAGGAUACAUGAAAUAAAAACACCAGUGAACCUUCACCAGGACGUCCUGCAGCAAUAUAAGACCAAAACGGGUAAUGAUGCAGGCUGUAUGUAAGAGACACUGGAAAAGAUUCUUAAGAAAGCAGCUGUUUAAAUUAGGUAUGGUCUUGUAUUUUGGAAUGUUGGAACUUUUUUUUAUUUUGGUUAAUUAAAUAAUUACAAAUUCACUGAAUAAAAAAUACAGUACCUUCACCACUUGUUUUGUUGAAACAAUGAUUGCAACUCUAUUGUCACGUACUGGCCACAGAACUCUGAGGUUACCAACAAGGGUUUGGGAAGCACUCCUCUCGAUAGAUAGUGUCGUGGUGGUUCCAAAUCGUAUAUUUGGGUAGAAUGUAACAUUUUAAUCAGCAAGGCUCUUAUACUAUCAAAAUCAGUUUGGAAUCAAGCAAACCCUAAAAAGGCGAUAAUCUUGUAAAGAGAUGGGGAGCAAAGACUUAAAUCUAGUGAUCGAUUUAAUAAUUCCACAACUGAAUUUCUGUACCACGGAUAUUGAUGACUCAAACAAGCGUUCACUGCAGAGAAUUUCUUUACUAUGACUUAAAAUCCCAGUAGCCUAGGAGAACAUAUUGUGUUAAGUUUUGUUCAUACAUUCUGCUGUGCCACUCCUGAAUGUGUGCUUGGUGGGACCCACGACCUUCACACUAGUGAUUGUGCUGCAUCUUUGCAGCAUUUCAAAUAAACAUGGACAGCUACAGCCAAAAGUAUUGCAUCACCCUAGGAUUGAAACAUUAAUAAAAAUUUUAAAAAAGAACUUAACUUUGAUCUUUAUUAAUCAUGUAAAAUCAGCGUCUACCGGAAGCCAAACUUAGUACGUUAAAUUUUAAAAUGACUUUUUUUUUAAUGAAAAACUACAAAGUGGUAUGUAGUUAAAUAUGGUAAUGUUAUUCAGCAGGUUUCAUGACUAUGAAGCAAAAUUUGACUCCGAUGCAAAAUUAGAUGCAAUGCUAUAGGUUAAUUCAACACUUUUGUGUGCAGCUUUCUGAUGCCAUUAAAACUCUUAAAGUUAAACUCCUGGAUAUACUCACUUGACAGUACAUCACACACAACCAUUCUGGAAAUGUCUAUUUCAGCAACUCCUACCAGUUAAAUAUUCUGAAAUUGCUGGAUUGAGGAAUUUGUCCAAUAACAGAACCACUCAACAUACCAGUUUUAAAGUGUUUAAAAUUUAUAAAUGAUUUAAAAAAAAAUAAAAAUAAAAAAACCUACAGCACUUAAAAUUCAAAACAAUUAAAUUGCUGUCUGUCAAUGGUACUAAACUAACAGAUAUUCAUGUUCGCCUGCAAGGCAUGGAACAGUGGCACGUUAAGACUUCUUGGGGCCAAAACACUGAACAUUGUACUGGUUAAAAACCUUAACCCGCAUUUGAUGGAUUAGAGAAGGUGCAGUUAACAGCAACACUAUAUAUACUAUUUAUUGAUUACAUAGGUUUUGUUUUUUGUACUACACACUGAUAUUGUACAUAUACUGUACUAGAGAUCGUGAAUUGCAUGUGGUUUUGUAAUGGCCUUGGAAGCGCUGGGUCUGCUGCAGAAAGAGCACAUCCUGCUCUCUGUUAAACAGUCACAGUGGGAGUGUUUAAGAUGACAGAUUGUAAGUUACUUGUUUAUGUCCCACUCCCCAACAACAGGUAUUAUCGCUAUCAAAACAUCCCAUCUUUCCCAUUAUAAAUAUGAUAAACCUUGGAAAAAAAUAGCUAUAUUUAUUCAAGUCAAACAGUGCAAAUUGUGUCCUAUACACUACCCCGCCCCCGUACUGUAUAAAGACAUUGAAAUAUACAUUAUAGUGGAUGCAUAUGAAAAGGGAUACGUACCUAUUAACUUUUAACUAACAUGUUUUGUAUCUGAAUACCAAAGUCUGUUAUAACACCACAGUAUAUAUUAAUAUAUUAACACUUCUUGAUUUGGACAAGUUAUAAUAAUAGGCAUAUUCUGAAGUAUAGGUUAAGUUAAAAUGCAGAGUGAAAAUGGGCAAUUAAAAUCUGUACACCAGAUUGCAUUCAAUAAUGGCCAAAAGUUUUGCAUCGCCCUAGAAUUUUAGGAGUGAGACAAAAAUAAAGAAAAAAAUUACAUUUAGA